Saccoglossus kowalevskii is the source of this 1132-nucleotide messenger RNA. RefSeq names its product 2-oxo-4-hydroxy-4-carboxy-5-ureidoimidazoline decarboxylase. Gene Ontology annotation, biological process: urate catabolic process; allantoin metabolic process. NCBI's taxonomy places the organism in Eukaryota, Metazoa, Hemichordata, Enteropneusta, Harrimaniidae. The record is from RefSeq and is a predicted model, not a curated record. Gene Ontology annotation, cellular component: peroxisome. Gene Ontology annotation, molecular function: 2-oxo-4-hydroxy-4-carboxy-5-ureidoimidazoline decarboxylase activity.
CUCGUCUAGGUGCUUUCACGGUCAGUCGACGAUUGAACUGUGAUUGGACUAAGACAUGCGUAUAUCCGAUGUUAACCAGCUAGAAUUUGACGAAUUUACUUCUAAAUUCGGAAACGUCAUCGAACAUGCAACUCUCAUUACCGCCGCUGUAUGGUCAGAAAGGCCGUUCAGGUCGUUGACUCAUCUACACGACGAGAUCUGUAAAUUUAUUGACACGUUGCCAGACACAGGUAAAGCUGGUAUUCUAAGAUGUCACCCUGACCUUGCAGGUAAGCUGUCACAAGCCGGUACAUUGACAAGCGAAUCCACAAAAGAACAGAGCGGUUCUGGACUACUGUCCCUAACAGAAGAUGAACGGAACUACCUCCAACAAUGCAACGCUAAAUACAGAAACAAAUUUGGAUUUCCUUUCGUCAUAUGUGCUCGGGAGAACAAAAAGGACGCUAUUAUGAAGGGAUUUAAAACAAGGCUAGAUAACUCGAUGGUUGAUGAAUUGAACACUGGUAUCAGGGAAGUGAAGAAAAUUGGUUGGUAUCGACUAUUGGACUUGGUUGACAAGGAUUCACACUUAUGAUGUCCUCCAUCUUAGAUUAUAAAAAUCAUUAUGGAUUGAGAUAGACAUAUAAUUAGACAAAUCAUUUUAAUUUUUAUAUUAAAAAAUAAACUAAUAUGAAUAUUUUACACAAAUACGGUUAUUUUCUUGAUAUCAUUAUUAACGGUAGCAAUCUAAACAGCAAAACAUUUAUGACAUUUUUAUGCCCUAGUCAGACCACAAAGGAAACUUUUUUCCCCCGCCUAAUGAAUGUUUACAAAAGUAUAGUUGUACAGUAGACAGAACUCUAUAAAGAAAAUGGUUGAACCCACUUUUACAGUUUACAGUGUAAUCCAAGAGCAGUGGGUCCUCCUUGAAUGUGUAAAUGCAAAUGUAAAUUAUGCAAACAAAAUAAUGUAUUCAAUUAACAUGGUGACAUUUUAGGGACUACUUUAUUUCCUGCAUCAAAUUACAUACUUUUUUAUGGUGUUAUAUGACACCUGAUCAUUCAAGUAUAUUGAUAUGUAAAAGUUGUGCCAUUUGGUGUUCCUGAUAGUUUGAUAAUAGUGAAGUAAAGAAUAUCAGUAAGUCAAUUGUGAA